Python bivittatus (Burmese python) is the source of this 1931-nucleotide messenger RNA. The record is from RefSeq and is a predicted model, not a curated record. NCBI's taxonomy places the organism in Eukaryota, Metazoa, Chordata, Lepidosauria, Squamata, Pythonidae.
CAAAUUAGCCCCAAAGAAGGGUGGCAGGUCUAUAGUUCGGCCCAAGACCCAGAUGGGCGAUGUAUUUGUACUGUGGUUGCACCGGAACAAAACCUAUGCUCCAGGGAUGCCAAGAGCAGGCAGCUGAGGCAACUCCUUGAAAAGGUUCAGAAUAUGUCUCAGUCCAUUGAAGUUUUAAAUCUACGGACUCAGAGGGAUUUCCAGUAUGUUUUGAGAAUGGAAACACAAAUGAAAGGACUGAAGGCUAAGUUCCGGCAAAUUGAAGAUGACCGAAAGACCUUAAUGACCAAGCAUUUUCAAGAAUUGAAAGAAAAGAUGGAUGAUCUUCUACCACUGAUACCAGUUCUGGAACAGUACAAAACAGAUGCCAAGUUAAUCACCCAGUUCAAAGAGGAAAUUAGAAAUCUGUCAUCAGUACUUACUGGAAUCCAAGAGGAAAUUGGUGCUUAUGAUUAUGAAGAACUACAUCAACAAGUGCUCAGUUUGGAAACCAGGCUUCGAGAUUGCAUGAAAAAAUUGACCUGCGGCAAAUUGAUGAAAAUCACUGGUCCUAUUACAGUCAAGACAUCUGGAACCCGGUUUGGAGCUUGGAUGACAGAUCCAUUAGCAUCUGAGAAAAAUAACAGAGUCUGGUAUAUGGACAGUUACACCAACAACAAAAUUGUCCGUGAAUACAAAUCCAUAGCAGAUUUUGUCAGUGGUGCAGAAUCCAGGACAUACAAUCUUCCUUUCAAAUGGGCAGGAACUAAUCAUGUAGUCUACAAUGGGUCUCUUUAUUUCAACAAAUAUCAGAGCAACAUCAUCAUCAAGUACAGUUUUGAUACUGGGCAGGUGCUUGCUCAGCGUAGCCUGGAGUAUGCCGGCUUUCAUAAUGUCUACCCCUACACCUGGGGUGGCUUCUCAGAUAUCGAUCUGAUGGCCGAUGAGAUAGGUUUGUGGGCUGUCUACGCAACUAAUCAGAAUGCAGGCAACAUUGUCAUCAGUCAGCUGAAUCAGGAUACUUUAGAAGUGAUGAAAACCUGGAGCACCGGGUACCCCAAGAGAAGUGCUGGGGAGUCCUUCAUGAUCUGUGGCACCUUGUACGUCACCAAUUCUCACUUAACCGGAGCCAAGGUGUACUAUUCGUACUCGACAAAAACCUCCACAUAUGAAUAUACAGACAUACCUUUUCACAAUCAGUAUUUCCAUAUAUCAAUGCUUGACUACAAUGCCAGAGAUAGAGCUCUGUAUGCCUGGAAUAAUGGACACCAAGUCCUAUUCAACGUCACUCUUUUCCACAUUAUUAAAACAGAGGAUGACACAUAGGUGUCAACAUGACUUUUUGGCCACCAGAAAGCAGUGUCAUUGUGCCGAACUCAAGCAUCCUGCUGGGUUUCUUUUAAAUUUUGUUUCCCCAGUAAAAAUUAAUGGAGGAGGAUUUUUCUACAAUAUAAUGUAUUCCAAAUAUGGCCAAGUUUUUCUUUUAAAAUGACCUAGUUCAUAAUACAGGUAUCUUUCUGAACAGUACGCAAGGCCUGCCAUGACUUUAUCAUGGAAAGCACUAAAAGCUUAUUUCAGUGGGUAAAGACAUUGUUUUAACAAAAACAAAAUUAAUGAUCUGCCUUAUAUUAGAAUCAGAGACUAAUGGUGGUGUAAAACUGCAUGAAUGUCUUUUUCUACCAUCAUCAUUUUUAAAAAAAAUAAAUAAAUUGCUCAACAUUAAAAUAUAUUUGGGCAACCAUCUAAGGGAAAAUUCAGAAGAAUUCUUUGGGGCAAGGGUGUGAAUCUUUAAAAGCACUGUUCCAAAAUUAAUCAGUUAUGGAUUGGAUUUCUCUAAGGGUAGAAAGAGUAAAAAUCCCAUUGGCUAUUACAGAAUUUCAAAUGCGGUGCUGUACAGUCUGUUUUUAAUCUCUUGCAAGCAGUUUCUCAAUGAUCUGUAUUUAUACCAUUGU